AUGACCGAAAUCAGCCCCCUCGACGCCCUCGAGGCGCUUCACAGAGAGCUCACUGCAGUCUUGGACCACCGUUUUGAGAGCCUUCACAUUCUUGAGCAGCAGCUUGAUGCUCAUGCACAAGCAUUCAGGAAGCUUCUUGAUAAACCUGCGAAAACCGAGAAGAGCCGCAGUGCACUUAAAACAGGCAAAGUCACAAUCGAGGACGAGACAUACACCCUCAAUGCUGCCUUCCAGGACAACGCCCUGCAGCUUGCUGACGAAAUCGAACUCGACGAGAUAGAGGCCGCAAAGAUACUUCUGGACUGCCACGAUGAUCCGAGGACCCUCGGCCGGACACUGUUUGAGUCUGGGCUGGUCUGGUUCCAUCAGCAGCGGAGGUACUUACUGGAUUGUAUGCGCCUCUGCAUACAGAUCGCCGACGAUGACGAACUGGACGACAAUCUGCAGACUGCGUUUAGAGCAUACGUUGAUGAGAAUAUUUACGUUGCUAGCGCACCUGGGGGCCCCAAAAUUGUUCCGAGGUGUAUGGAGGCCAUGCAGGGUAUUAAGAGUUGGCUGCAGAAACUCGCGGACAGGGUGACAGCAGCGGGCGUCAUCCACGGCGUGGAUCGACCUCCUCUCGAUGAGGUGCUCGAGUACUCCCGCCACAGUCUCCUGCAGCAACACGAGAUACUGGCAUUGAUCACCGCCAGCGCGAUCGAUAAACGGCAUGCCAAGGCUGAGGAUUUCAGAAAUCUUCUGACGAUGCUCCAGAAGUUGGACCGUUACGAUCAGUUGCUAAUUCACCUAUUCCCCAUCAUUGGAACCUACAUUACUGUGUUUGGAUCGACAGAAGGCAACAACGAUCUGGAACAGGCACGCGACUUCUACAAGCUGCUCUCCAAGGUAGAUGAUGAGACUUGGGUCAUGCCAUACCUUCAUGCCGCUGUCCGAGCAUGGUGGGUUGUGGAGUUCUCAGGCCUAUUCGUUGAUGUUGCCGAUGAGUCUGACACUUUAGCUGACGAAAAUGGUCGCCUCAAACAAUUCACCGAAGCUUUGAAGGACGGUGCUUUUGACUUCAUACUGUCCGUUGCAGCAGACGUAAAAACUCCCGUGUGGCACGACCCUACGCGGCUCGGCAUAAGACAGUGGCUUCAGAGGAAGUCACCUUCGCUGGCCGAUGCUGCCCAAUUUUCGGAGCAUUUUCAAGUUGCACUCGUGGUGCAACUAGAGAACCUCGUAGAGGGACUCAUAUCGAACAUGCCCGAUGUCCUCCGCAAGAUGCGGACCGAGGAGGACGAACAGCGUCAGCUCAAUGCAAACCACGAACAAGAUCUGGACCUCGAACGUUUCCUGUUGAUUAUCGCGUACGCAUACGAGGGCCGCCCCGAGGCGGCAGAGGCCUUUUGGGCGGAUCCUGACAGCAACCUAGCUGGCUUCUUGCAGUGGGCGUCCAGACGAGCGUCUACACCAUUGGUCAGCGCAUUCUGCGAGAUGCUGCAAUCCAUAUCCCACGACGACACGUGUGCUUCAUCCGCGCACGCGUUUCUUUUGGACGAAGGCCAGACGGCUUCCGGAAAAUUGCGAAAAUCGCACUCACUCACCUGGACGCAGAUCUUCAAGGAACUUACUUACUUCACCAAUAAGCUUCAAAAACCGGCCACAUCCCAAUCCCAAAUCUACCGAUCUGGGAAACCCACUGCUGAGCAGGCUGAAGCCGAGCCUGAGUCUGCUAUGAUGCUUGAGUGCUAUCUCAGACUCAUCAUUCGGUUAGCGUCCCAGAGUGAGACUGUCCGGGUCUAUCUUAUCAAAGGUGAAUACAACCUGGUUCACGGCCUGUACCAGUUGAUCAACAUCCCCGGACCGCAGCAUGUGCGUCUUAGGGCUUCCGCUUUUUACGCGCUGCGAGCGUUGAUGAGCCGCAAACUUCAAUCGGAAUGCAACAUCAUGUGGACACUCCUCGAUUCAUGGGCGACAGGACAGAACCCUCCACCUCAAGCUGCAACUCGUCAACCCUCAGCACAAGUCAAUCAGACUCCUGCGACCACGAUGAAGAAGCAGUUACAAGAGCUGGGCCGUGGGUUUGAAGAGCCCAACGCUGUGGUUCAAUUUCUCAACUCACUCGUGUCUCCUGUAUUGGACUCGUCACCCUUGAGUGAUGUCUUGCCUUUCCCUGAAGAGCUGGGAUCACAGACCAGGAUGCCGGGAAUUGACCCCUACGUGGACUACGUCCUUGGCAACGUCUUGGGUGAGAAUUCUGGGGAGCUGCGCGACACGGUCCAGACGCGGAUGCUGCGGCUGAGCUGUUUCGAAUUCAUCCUCCUCUGUCUGGACAACUUCAACGAGGACCUCAUCUUUCUAAGUCAUGAGACGAACAUUGCCGUGGACUCUAUCAUCUCGACGACAGACCUGGCUAGUUAUGUCAAGUUGCACCCUUUCGCGCGCGUGAUGGAAUGGAUGCUCAACCGCCGAGUGAUGGCUGCAUUGUUCAGUACCAUUAGUCCCAAAUAUGCCGAUGAGCUCACUCAGAUUGCUAGUGCAACACCAGAGUCGCCAAUAAUACUGAGUACCCUGCGAGCAGUCGAGGUGGUCACCAAGGUUCUCGAGAUGCAAAACACCUACGUCGACCUUAUACGGCCAUUGAUCAAGGAUCAGCCAAACAAAAGGGCAUUGUCUGCGCCGGCGUACCUCUCCUUUGAAGAUGGUAUCAUGAGCCACAUCACUCUAGUGGUAGACCUGGGCCGAUAUUGCGGGAUGGGUCAUCCGGCUUUGACACUCGCGUGCUUGAAAUUGUUGGAGAAGAUUUCAUCUUCUUUAAGGAUCGCUUCAGCAUGGAGUCCCGGCCACUAUGGCCAGACGCAUCGCAACAAGGCCAUAGUUGCACUGGAGCAGAUGGGUGAUGGCGAGGCAAUCUCGGCAUCAUUCAUCGCAGACCUGACGGAGCCUCUCGACAUUUCAAGAAAAGCCGAGUCGCCGAAUUACAUGAUCAAAGUGUACAUUCUGGACUUUUUGUUUGCUUGUCUUCAGGCCACUCCCGAUCAACCCACCAUAGCCCAUCAGCUUCUCGGGUUUGAGUGCGGCAUUGACUUCAUCUCAGCGAAGAAGGAUGGGUCUUUUGACUCUGGAACGUCUCUGUUCCACCAGAUGCUGCGAGUCCUUGUAGAGGUACCCUUUGGUGACGAGGAAACGGGCAUAUGGAGGUGGACGAUCGAUCUCAAGUUCAAGAUCAUGCGAAUCUUUCAAGUCCUGUGGACAUCGCCUCUGUCUUCGUCAAUUGUCUUGACAGAGCUGAGGGAGAAUGACUUCAUCUUCCACCUGCUGCUUAGGGAGAUCACUAUUCAACCCCUUCUGCCAUGGGAUGGCCAAGUCAUGACGGGUCCGGAAUUCCUAUUGUCCGAUGCCUCCAUGGCCUUCAUAUCUUUUUUGGCUCUACGCUCUCUCACUUUGGAAUAUGCAAGCAUUGAGCUUUGCAGCAUUUCCCAGCAGAGACAGCCUCACCUCAAACGGCGCCUCCUUGAUGCCUUGAACGGACAAUUGAAGGAUGACGGCGAGAUGAGGCCGGUACCUGGCGUGUUUGACCUCUUUGACUUCCUUCCGGCAGAUGAUCAAUUCUGGAACGUACCACCUCCAUCUUUCGAUUUGUAUCGAGACUUGGACUUGACACCAUAUUUGGAAGACGACGCAAGCGGCAACACACUCUACAACCUCGACAGGAUCAGGGAGGUCAUCCUUUUGAAACGAAAGGAGUUUGCCAAACUGGGCCAAUUGGCCUCUGAGCAGGAAAUCAACGCUAUGGACAAGGAAGAAGCGAUGCUCCUAGAAUACCUGGAGUUUUCCAAUCGACAGACACAGGUGGCAUCGUUCCGGUUGAGAGUCCUCAAAUCGUGGACAAAAGUUCUCCUAGUCAUGCUCGAGUCGAACGAUUUCAAGGGAAGCGAUCAAACCUCAUUUCUGCUGCAAGCACUCCAAGUGAUGCUCCCAAGCCUGGACGUCUAUGCGUCAGGCCACAAAGACGAGGCCCACGAGCUUGCGAAGCUAGGCAAGGUGCUGCUUUUCAAGGUUGAUUUCUCAACCGCGGAAGACAAUAGCAAGGUCGCCGGAGACCUAAUCAGCGAUAAGCUGUUUCAGCUCUUCCAGAUCUGUCUGUCAGCCAUCAGCAGGUGGGCUGGAAACUCGGAACUUCGUGCUCUCUACUACAAUAUCUGCUACCGCUACCUGGCCGGCAUCGCUGGACACAGCCAGGUAUUUCUGGCCAGUCGGCAACAUACCAUCAAGUCCAUUCACGUCCAUGGCGAGCGACUUCUGAAUGUGAUAUGUGAUGACGCCGAGCGCAGCGACGCGAAAGGUCAGACGGCAGCUCUCAUCUUGUUGGGAGCCUUCGUCAAGAUCGGUAUUGUGGAGAACGAUUCAUACGUGGUGGAGACUCUGAAUAGGCUCAACUUCAUCGGCGUCGUGGUCGAUUCCCUCAAGUCGGUCUGGCGCGAGUGCUUUGGGUCCAUACAAGCAGACAACUCCGAUGUGGAACUUCUUUGGGGCGCCAAGCUCGCCCUACUGCAGUCUCUCUGCCAGACCCGGGAGGGCGCCAAAUACGUCCUACAGAACAACCUCUUUCGCGCCGUCGAGGUCUCAGGUCUGUUCGCAGUUGACCUCGACACAGAUGUGGGCUCCGACCCACUUGCUCUCGAGAAACUCUACUCGCUCCUGCUCCGCAUGACGCGCAUCAUCGGCGCCGCGGUGCUUGCCCGCGGACCCCAGAGCAGCGUCACCCAGGGUCCAGCGCGUCGGUUCCUAACCGAGUGUAGAAUGCUCAUCGUACAGGUGCUGAAAAAGAGUGCGGGUAUCGGAAUGGGUCUCGGCGCUGCGGCGCCUAGCCAGCAGCUUGAGGAGAACGUAGAGGAUCUGGCUGAGGCAUUUAUGGUGUUGAUCACUGCAACGGGGUUUUUACAGUUUGAGGAGGAGAUACUGACAGGCCCCGGGGCUGCGCAACCUCUGACUGCUCAGGGGUUGUUCCAUUAG
Molecule: messenger RNA, 4995 nt
Organism: Cryphonectria parasitica EP155
Lineage: Eukaryota; Fungi; Ascomycota; Sordariomycetes; Diaporthales; Cryphonectriaceae
Exons: 5
Coding region: 1-4995 (1664 amino acids)
Biological process (GO): nuclear pore organization
Cellular component (GO): nuclear pore inner ring; nuclear pore
Molecular function (GO): structural constituent of nuclear pore
Source: RefSeq, a predicted model, not a curated record